Messenger RNA from Hypomesus transpacificus, 1441 nucleotides. RefSeq lists its product as uncharacterized. The record is from RefSeq and is a predicted model, not a curated record. NCBI's taxonomy places the organism in Eukaryota, Metazoa, Chordata, Actinopteri, Osmeriformes, Osmeridae. Bases 39 to 698 code for a protein of 219 amino acids. The transcript has 3 exons.
AGAGACAGUCUGCUAACCAGGACUCCCCUCAGCGGGUGAUGAAGGUGAGCAGGGUGCUUCAGCUGAUCGUCUGGGUGGUGGGCCUCUGUCUGGCACAGCAAGUCCCACCACAGUCCAGCCCUGGCUCCAGGGAACGGGGUGGUGGCCAAGUCCCUCUGCCCCAGCUGAAGGUGCUCUCUGCAGGGCUUGUUCACCUCCUGCAGGGGCUCCAGGAGAGCCGGGGCUACGUAGAGAAGCACGUGGAGCAGGUCACAGGGGAGCUGGAGGGGACCGAGCAGGACGUGGAGAGGCUGCGUGAGCUGGGGGUUCAAGCGGGUAGGACCCACCGGCGAGUGAGGGCAGACCUCCAGGUCCUGAAAGCACAGGGGGACCGGCUGGAGAGAGCGACCCGGGAUCUGCAGCUGGAACUGGGGGCUAGAGAGGCUGAGCGGAGGGGCCUGGAGCUUAGGGUGAGCAGGGUCCUGGAGAGGGUGAAGAACGCAGCGGAGCCGGUAUCAGCGGCUGACUCUCUAGUCGACAUGAGUCUACUAAAGGUCAUUCUGGAGACUCAGUCAGGCAGGCUGGCUGAUCUGGCCUUGGAGGUGAGGAACCAGGACGUGAUGAUUGACAGGAACCUGCAGCACAUCAUGGACCUGGAACAGCAGGUGUCUCACAUCAGGGGCCGAAGACCCCCUGCCAGGUCUGGGGGGGCAUUCUGAUUGGUCUGUUCAGAGGGAUGUCACAUUCUUAUUGGUCGGUUUGCAGUAAGGGGGGGGCGGGUGUUCUGAUUGGGCUGUUGUAAAGAGCAGCUGUGUCAAUAGUAACUCUCUAUCCUCUCCUAACAAAACCAUGCAACCUUUGGUGGCAGCAUAGAUGUCUAUAACGAUACAGUAGAUCAUCCAUGGUAGGAAAUGCUUUUUCCUCAUCCUGGUGAAGGGUUUAUAAAAACAUAGUUGUGUGUCAGAUUUAUCUGCAAGUGUUGUGGCUCUGUGGGAAAUGUUAUUUUUAGAAACCCUUGUAAAGCAUUUCCUUGUCAAUCCCCCAGCACCCAAAUAAACAGAUUCAUCAAGAUGGAACAAGACAAGCUACCAACGGCUCUUCCUGUCACCUUUGCCUGAGAAACCUGGCUAUCCUCAGCUUCUAACUGUUUUUUUUUCAUCCUUCUCCUCUGCCAGCCAAAUGGGGCAAAGGUUGGGUGUAUGAAAACUUUGAACACAAAAACUCUUAUCUACAGGAGCCAGACAUACUUCACAAGAUUGAUAGGACACAAGGAACUUUGGUCUACGUCAAACAAAGGAGAGAGAGAGAGACAGAGAGGGUGAGACAGAUGGAUAUAAAGAGAGACACAGAGACAGUCUUUAGUUCCAAAGCCUCUGCUGAAUUAAUGAAAUGUCAAUGUAAAAUGUAAACAUGCGACCAACUGCACCAUAAGCAUAUCUACAAUAACUGAUGAUCAUAAGCU